AUGCCCAGUCCAUCGAAAAAGAGAAAGAGAAUUGAACCGAAUGAAUUGUCGCAGAACACCCGGAGCAUUGCAUCGUACUUUAGCAGCACGAGACAGCCAUCUACACGACUCGCGUCCGGCUCUGAGCUUACGGACGAGGAGCUGGCUCGGAAACUACAAGCAGAAUGGAAUCAAGAAGAUCAGAAUGAUGCCGGAUCUUAUAUCCCAAGCAGCAUAGCUGCGGAAAAUCCACAGCAAGAAGAGAUUCACGCUCCUGAUGGUUCUACUUCAACUGUUAUCAAGCCCACCACCAAGGAUAAACCCAAGGGGAUAUUAGCUCUUCAGAGUUCUUCAGCAGCAGAGGAUACCAUAUCUAUUUCAUUGCCGUUUGACCUAAGCCCUCUGGAUUUUGACCCGCUUGAGCAAAUUAAAAAACUUCACGCUCAUUGGGAGGCGGAUGGCGGGAAAGUAUCAUACACUGUUUUGGCCCGCGCAUUUUCUCUUGUUAAUGGCACGCAAAGCAGAAUUAAAAUAGUUGAUAUACUUGUGAACGUACUUCGGUUUAUUAUCGUUGGUGACCCCAAGAGCCUGCUUCCCGCAGUAUGGUUAUCUACCAAUGCAUUUGCUCCACCAUAUGUACCUAUCGAAUUGGGUCUAGGGGGAUCUGCCAUUUCCAAAGCGUUGAAAAAGGCUUAUGGGUUGGAUAACCAGGGUCUUAAGUCACUUUAUAAUAAACACGGGGAUGCUGGUGAUGUAGCUUUUGAAGCAAAGAAAAAACAAUCUUUUACACUCAGACGACCGAAACCCUUGACUAUCCAAAGUGUGUAUGAUUCCCUAAUGCAGAUUGCAAGCAGUAAAGGCACGGGGAGCCAGGAGACAAAGCAAAGAAUUAUUGAGAAAUUGCUUCAGGAUACGAGAGGCGCAGAGGAGAGUCGGUAUAUCGUCCGUACGCUGGUCCAGCAUCUUCGAAUCGGAGCAGUCAAAACGACAAUAUUGAUCGCACUAGCUAGGGCAUUUCUCUACUCGAAAUCACCGACGGCUACCUAUUCGAUACGCUCACAUGCUGAUUUUACGAUACUGAGCAAAGACGGCCUUGCGAAUAUCUACUCUCAAGCGGAAGAAACGAUCAAAGCUUGUUAUGCACGGCAUCCGAACUACAAUGACAUCGUCCCGUGUUUGUUGGAAUAUGGAAUUUCUAGCGAGCUUCUCACAAUGUGUGGUAUCACGUUGCAUAUUCCAUUACUGCCUAUGCUAGGCAGCAUUACUCGCGAUCUCCCGCAAAUGCUAGCCAGGCUACACAGCCGAUCCUUCACGUGCGAGUACAAGUAUGAUGGGCAGAGAGCACAGGUUCAUUGUGAUGCAUCGGGAAAGGUCUCUAUCUUCUCUCGCCAUCUGGAACUUAUGACGGACAAAUACCCAGAUUUAGUGUCUCUUGUGCCUCAAAUUCGAUCUGAAGAUGUCUCUAGCUUUAUUCUGGAAGGUGAAGUGGUUGCUGUUGACAAAGAAACUGGGGAGCUACUCCCCUUCCAAACUCUCACGAAUCGAGCAAAGAAAAAUGUGGAAAUAGGUAGCAUCAAAGUCAAUGUUUGUCUAUUUUCAUUUGAUUUGAUGUACCUGAACGGGCAACAACUACUUAACAGGCCGUUCCGAGAAAGGCGUGAGCUUUUGAGAAGUUUGUUUAUUGAGAUUCCAAAUCGUUUUACAUGGGUAAAGAGCAUCGAUGCUUUCCCAUCCGAUUCAGAUGCUGUUCUGAACUUUUUCAAUGAUGCUCUCCAAGUAAAAUGUGAGGGGAUAAUGGUCAAAGUUCUGGAUGAUACACCGGUUGAAAGCCCGGGUCAGAUGGUAGAUUAUGCCGCCAUUCUUGCUGGUGCUGACUUACGUUCUGAGGUGGACGAGCUACAAGAACCUACAGAUAUUGCGGAUACUUCAGAGAAACAGCGAGGGAGCCGUAAACGGCCACUUCUAUCAACAUAUGAGCCUGAUAAACGGCUCGAGUCUUGGCUCAAAGUGAAGAAGGAUUAUAGCACCUCUUCAGACACACUAGACCUGAUUCCGAUCGCCGCAUGGCAUGGCCAAGGUCGAAAAGCAAAAUGGUGGUCUCCUAUCCUUUUAGCAGUACGAAACCCUGAAACUGGUUCUCUUGAAGCUGUCACCAAGUGCAUGUCUGGGUUUACAGACAAAUUCUACGAAGCGAAUAAAGCGAAGUAUGCAGAAGGUAGUGAUAAUAUCAUUUCACGGCCAAGCUAUGUUGAGUAUUGUGGCGAGCCGGAAGUGUGGUUCCAGCCUCAGGAGGUAUGGGAGAUGGCGUUUGCAGAUAUUACGCUAAGUCCUACCUACGUCGCUGCCAUCGGGCUGGUUAGUGAAGAACGUGGUCUAAGCCUUCGGUUUCCAAGAUUCUUGAAAGUGAGAGAGGAUAAAAGCAUUAAUGAGGCUAGUACAUCAGAUUACCUUGCUCAUCUUUGGGAGAAGCAAGCGGAGAAAGCAAAAGUGGGCUGA
Microsporum canis CBS 113480 is the source of this 2475-nucleotide messenger RNA. Its product is annotated as DNA ligase. The record is from RefSeq and is a predicted model, not a curated record. The transcript has a single exon. The coding region runs from base 1 to 2475 and encodes 824 amino acids. Gene Ontology annotation, biological process: lagging strand elongation; DNA recombination; mitochondrial DNA repair. Gene Ontology annotation, cellular component: DNA ligase III-XRCC1 complex. Lineage: Eukaryota; Fungi; Ascomycota; Eurotiomycetes; Onygenales; Arthrodermataceae. Gene Ontology annotation, molecular function: ATP binding; DNA ligase (ATP) activity; DNA binding.